AUGGGAAGUGGACUGUCUAACAAUCAAGUCAAUAACUUUAGGUAUGGUGUAAUUUCUAGAGUCUAGAAUGCUAUCUCUAUUUUAAGAGAAGUCUUUAGAAAAUGAUAAAGUAAAAGCUGACUAAAGUGAAUUUAACAAUAGAUUAGAGGAUACGACCAUGGUGUCGCAAAAGAAUAAACUCAAGUUUUAAACUAAUCUCAUUGAAAUGAUUCGUAAUAAACCGAAAAAGGUGAAUACAACUCCGAUGCGUGUUAGUGGAGUUAUUUCUAAAUCCCCUGGUAUAAAGAAACCAUUUAUUGAAUAUGCUCAAACAAAUCUCAUACACUUUGUUAGAUCAUCUUAAAAGAUGGAAGUCUCUAUAUUCAAUAUAUCUAGAAAGCUGAACUUUCAAUGGAAAAAUAUCUCAACAUUAAGGAAUCUCAGAUGUUGAGCUCCCAAAGACUCAAGCCUCGCAAAUCUUUAGCUGUUUAGAACACACUCGAAGUUGUAUAGACAUCUCGUCUGGAAAAAAGUAUAAAUGUUGAAGGAAUGGCAUAAAUUAAUUAAUACACAGUAAUUGAAAACUUGGGUCAGGGAGCAUUUGGUAAAGUAAAAAAGGCUCAGAAUUUUAAGGGAGAAUAAUUUGUAUUGAUAUCUGUUUUAUUUCUAGGCAAUUAAGAUAGCAAACAAAAAAAAACUAAAAAAGAAACUUUUAUCUAAAUCAAAUGCAUAUACAAUGUUGGAAAGAGAAAUUGCAAUUAUGAAAAAAGUAGGAUUUAUAAAAUAUUCAUCAUAGAUCUCGCACACUAAUGUAGUUCAAUUGUAUGAAGUCAUUGAUGAUCCUAAAUAAGAUAAGUUGUACCUAGUUAUGGAAUUUAUGGGAAAGGGUAGUAUUCUUAGUAAAGGGUUUUUUAAAAAGAAUAAAUAGACAUCCAAUAUUUUGGAUGAAAUCGAUGAUAAAAAUAUCAAUUCAAGAUUGACCGAAGAAUAAUGUAGACAUUACUUUAGUGAUUUCAUUAAAGGAUUAGAUUAUUGUAUUUUAAAUUAAAUUUAAUUAAGUACAUGAAUGUGUUAAUGUUAUACAUAGAGACAUCAAACCUGAGAAUUUAUUAGUCAAUAUUCAAGAUUAAUUGAAAAUAGCUGAUUUUGGAGUUUCACAUAUUAUGGAAGAUGGAUAAGAUGGGAGAAUCUCCAAUUAAACUGGCACUCAAGCUUAUUUGGCACCAGAAGUAUUUAAAGGUAUUUCAUUAUCAAAUAUUAUUCAAGGAUAGAAUUUCGAUGGAAAACCUGUUGAUAUAUGGGCAGGAGGAGUGACUUUAUAUUAGAUGGUUUAUGGUAAACUACCCUUUCCAAGUUAAAAAUCAAUGGAAUUAAGAUAAUAAAUAUUAGAGGACAGUCCUCCUUACCCUUAACCAACUGGAUUUCAUCCUUCAAUUCUUAAAUUACUAUAAGGAAUGCUGGAGAAGAAUCCUGAAAAGAGAUAUAAAAUAGAUUAAAUUAUUUUAGAUGAUUGGUUGACUGAUUUUGGUAAAUAACCAUUGCAGAAUGAAUAUAUCCAAUAUGUGGAUGUUACUGAAAUGGAUAUCAAAUCUGCCUUGACUAGUUUAAAUAUCUAGAUGGCCUUGAAAAUUGUGGUUAAACUUUUGUAUUUAUCAAAAAAAGCGAAAAAAAAAAUAGCUUUGAAAAAAUAAUAAAAGAAGAUUUGA
This is a messenger RNA of Paramecium octaurelia, 1685 nucleotides long. NCBI's taxonomy places the organism in Eukaryota, Ciliophora, Oligohymenophorea, Peniculida, Parameciidae. The record is from the annotation of a GenBank genome assembly.